GGGGGAGAGGAGGUAGAGGGAACCGGGAAGGGACUUGAAUUGGACAAAGCUGAGCAGGCACCAGUCAUGCUUUAACAGAAACACCUAAUGCUUCACAGAUCAACUGGAAUUUUGUCCUUUCUAAAACUGGGGACAUUGGCUUGCUUUCAGAAAUUAAUUUGCUGGCUCAACGUUAGUCAUGGCCAGCAAACGUAAAUCCACCACCCCUUGUAUGAUACCUCUUAAAACGCUAGCACCAGACAGAAGCACAGAUAUUUCUGAAGACUUCAAUGACAAGUCUGCAAAGCAAGAAGGAUCAGAGAUCCUGCAAGCUACAGAUCUGAGUGACGGCAAUAAUGAGGCACAGUCUAAUGGGCAUGAAAAUGUUGGUGGUGACAAGUAUUUCUGUAAAUACUGUAAUUUUGGUUCUCAUGACACACAACCAUUUAUUGAACACAUGGUUCUAAAACACACUGGAUUCAAAGAAGAUCCUUCAUAUGUCUGUAUUGCCUGCAGCUUCCUUGUAAAGGACUCUAAAGAAUUGGCAGCUCACAAUGCUGAAAAUCACUCUGAGUCAAACCUUGCUUGGAGUGUGGCCAAGCAUGAGAAUUACACUAUUGUUGAACAAAGCCUCACUGACCGUAAUUCAGACCCAAUCAUGCAUCAGCAUCUUCCUGAGCAAAGUGUUGACGAGUUUUCUGAAAUUUCCAUUACAAAAACACCUAUAAUGAAGAUUAUGAAAAACAAGGCUGAGACAAAAAAAAUAGUUACUAUUAAAGAUUCCAACCAUUUAUCAGAAGAAGUGGAGAAAAAGCCCCACCACCUGUCAAGCAAUGGUUUGCUACCUGGCAACAAAGUAGUCAACAAAGUUAUCAACAAAGUUAUGAAUUCUUCUCCAGUGAAUGGAUCAAUCAUAGGCACAGUUCCAGUUCUGCAAACUGGGGUAACGCAACUGUUAUCGCUAAACUCUGCCCAGUCGGUAAUGCAACCCAAACUUCCAACAAUAAUCUCACCGGUUCUGACUAAACCAUCUGUUGCACUGAAAUCUCCACAUAUUACACAGCCACAUACACCUAAAAACCUCCCUAAAGUAAUGAUUCCCCUAAGCAGCAUUCCAACCUAUAACGUUUCCAUGGAUUCCAACGGUUUCUUGAAAAACUCUUUCAACAAGUUUCCUUAUCCCACAAAGGCAGAGCUUUGCUAUUUAACAGUAGUGACAAAAUAUCCAGAAGAACAAAUAAAAAUCUGGUUUACAGCCCAGAGGUUAAAACAAGGUAUCAGCUGGACACCUGAAGAAAUUGAAGAUUCUAGGAAAAAAAUGUUCAAUACAGUCAUUCAGUCCAUCCCACAACCCAUGCCUCAACCAACGAUAACUGUUCUCAAUGCUCCACUUGUUACGAAUACCAAUAAUGUACAGCCUCUUAUUCAAGCAUCUUUGCCUGGUCACAUUGUAAAUCAACCCCAAAGAGCAAGUGGCUUACUUGUAACCCAACCGAUCAUUCAGAAUGGGAUUCAAGGAGCCAGUACAGCUGUGUCAUUGAACUUCACAAACAUGACGGCACAUCAGGCCACUACGCAGACCAUGUCUUCAUCUUCCGAUGUACAUGUUGUUGGAUCCACUCGCCCCCUAACGCCAACAUCACCUACCUUGUCAUCUCAAAGCCUGUUUGACUCCACCAGUAACAGGUCCAAAAAAUCCAGGCAACAGUUGACUGCCCUAAAAAACAGUUUCUACAGAACUCAGUUUCCAUCUCAUGGGGAAGUUGCAAGGUUAACAAAAAUUACAGGACUCAAUACAAGGGACGUUAGGAAGUGGUUUAGUGAUAAAAGGUAUCACUGGCGCAACAAGGCAGCAAAUGCAAUUGACAGUAGCAGUAUUAUGCUUGAUACCUCCGCGGACAUUACUUAUUCCAUGAUAAAAGAACAAGAUUAUACAUUGCAAACAAGUGUUUCCGCUUCAUCCCACUCAUCUAGGAGGCACUCCUGGAAUACAACACCAGACUUUACGCCAAAAUACAAGGAAAGGGCUCCUGAGCAGGUUAGGGCUCUAGAGAAAAGCUUCUUCCAGAGCAGUUUUCCUACUGUAGAUGAGGUUAACCGUUUAAGGAGUGAGACCAAAAUGACCAGGCGGGAAAUUGACAGCUGGUUUGCUGAAAAGCGCAAAAGGCUUGCUGAAGAAAAUAAAAAAUCAAAAGUAGAGGAUCAGGAUUAUGAGGACUCUUCUGAUGAGUUGAUUAUUGCCAACAGCAUUGGGUCACCUUCUGCAGAAAGCCUAGUUCACAUCCCUGGUGAGAGAAAAGUAAAUCCAAUCAAGAUAAAUCUUAAGGCUCUUCGUGUAACAGAGUCUAAUGACGGCACAGAGGUGGCCAGUGAGAAUGACAACAGUAUGAGUUUUGAUGGUGAGACUGUUGCAGUUCCUUCCCCCAAAAUCAGGCAUGUUAAAAAAACUACCCAGCAGAGGGAUAUUUUGAAGCAUAUGUUUAUCCAAACACAGUGGCCUUCCAGUGAGGAAUAUGAUCGUCUUGUUGAACAAACAGGGUUGUCAAGAACUGAUCUUGUGCGUUGGUUUGGGGACUGCCGGUACUCCUUUAAAAAUGGACAAUUACGAUGGUAUGAACGUUACAAAAGAGGCAUGGCAGAGACUAAGCCUGUUUCCUAUAAGCCACUUUUGGACUAUUACAGCCAGCAUCAGUUGGUCUAUGAUUAUGACCUUGAAGGACUUUGUGAUAAGACUGGAUUGCCUCCAGAAGAGGUGAAGUCUUGGUUUGCAAGCAGGAUGGAGGAAGACACCCGCGCUGUGUCAGAUGCCGGUAGCGAGGGACUACACUCUGAUGUUGGUGAAAAGGCAGAAGUGCCGAUGGAAGCUUACGAUGGGGUUUCUGAAAUGUCAGAAAAUAGCGAAUCCUGGGAGCCAGCAGCACAGGAGCCAUACAUAGGUGCAGUUCAGUCAGAACAACAGUCCGACAUUCAACUUGAGGCUGACUAAAGCAAAGAGAGACGGCUUAUAAGAGCAAUAUUUUUACUGUUCAUCUCCAUUUUUAUGGGAUUAGGAAAUCAAUUUGGAGUGCUCAUUUUUUACUACCAAAUUGGAUUCAAAAAAAGUAGAAGGAGCAGUUUAGUAUGUACAAAGGGAUUUUGGGACCUUAUUGCCUUGAGCCAAUUCCUUCCCAUUGCAAGAGACGUUUUCAGCGUGUAUAAAGUUAUGACUUUUUCCAGAUGAUGUGGGAUCCUUGUGCUUUGUAAUUUUCCAAAUUUCCAUUUCUCGUUCAAUAUAUUCUGUUGGUACAGAAGCUUAUUUAUAUAACAUUUACAAACUUACAAAAAUUUAGUAUCCAUGUCCUUGUAAUUUACUACAAAACUUUCUAGUGAAAAUAUUGUUUGGACUAGCUGGUUAUAAAUAAAGUUUUUUCCCUUGCUAUUUUGCCAAUGGACAUAAAAUGUAGUUAAAUGAGUAAAGACAGAUUAAAUCUUA
Molecule: messenger RNA, 3451 nt
Organism: Xenopus laevis (African clawed frog)
Lineage: Eukaryota; Metazoa; Chordata; Amphibia; Anura; Pipidae
Gene: zhx3.L
Product: zinc fingers and homeoboxes 3 L homeolog
Biological process (GO): regulation of transcription by RNA polymerase II
Cellular component (GO): nucleus
Molecular function (GO): DNA-binding transcription factor activity, RNA polymerase II-specific; DNA binding
Source: RefSeq, marked predicted